This is a messenger RNA of Insectozyma verbasci, 2553 nucleotides long. Lineage: Eukaryota; Fungi; Ascomycota; Pichiomycetes; Serinales; Debaryomycetaceae. The record is from the annotation of a GenBank genome assembly.
AUGUCUGAUUCAGUACACUUUACCAAUUCUAAUUCAAAACAAAAAGACUCACUAUCACAUAACUCAUUAAGAUCAGCAACUCUUUCAACUUAUUUUUCAAAAUUUAAAAAUUCAUUAUUUCAAAAACCAAAAUUAAUACAAUUAUUGUUUAAUAGAAAAUCUUUGAAUGAUACUGAUUCAAAAUUACAAUCGACAGUAAAACCAAAUAAAACAUCAACUCAAAUAGAUUUCGAUGAGCCUUUAACGAACGGUCAAAUUUCAGGUCAAAAACGAAAAUCUUUAUUUGAUAACGAACAAUUAGCUAGGAAUAAAGUUCCAAGGUCUUCUAUUGCUGAAGAUUUAAUACCAUCAACUAAACAUAGAUCAUAUCUGACUAUUUUUUAUGAUUUUACUACAAAUGAAGAAAUUUCAAGAAAUAAUCUCAGUUCCAAGGAAAACCAAAUCAUCAAUAAACAACUACUUCAGGUCGGAGAUAUCGAUGAUGCUAAUAUCUCGUCUAGAGAUGAGUCCCCGUUAAAUGAUGUACUGAACGACAAUCAUCAUAAUCUAAUAGCUGAUUUUAACAACCAUGAAUCCAAUAUUUAUUACGACGAGGAAAGAGGUCCAGCUCGACCCCCUUUUAUAAAUUUAGAUCCGAAAGAAAGAUACCAAUUGUUACAACUCAAAAAAUCAAUUGAAGCAUCAGAAUCAUUACAAAAAAGAAUCAAGUAUAUGGUGAACCCUAACGAAACGUCUUGUGAAAUUAUUAAAGGAUCAAAUAAGGUUAAUAGCUCUACUCAAACACAUAAUUUUGAUUUUUUAAGUUCCAAAUUACAAAGGAAAAGAGUUUCGGACACUCCUAAGGACAAUUUAGCUCUAGAUACAAAAAAACGAAAAACUAAAGGGUUUUUUCUCAAGGACUACAUGUAUGAUGUUGAUGAUUCGAAAAUAACGAAAGGUUCGUCGUCGGUAGAGACAAACUUGAGUCAAAUAACUCAACCAAAAUUUUUUGAGAAACCAGCAAAGAAUGGGUCAUUUGAUGUCGAUGCUAAAGAAGAUGAGGAUGUGAUGUUCAAAAAGUUUGGAAUUCUGAAGAAUAAGAAUCAUCAUAAAGAUACUAAAAAUCAAAGUUUAAAAUUGGAUCCUGAAUACUUGAAAAAGACAGAGUCAAUUGCAGAUUAUAUUAAACUAAAAGAUGACGUGGAGAAAAAUAUUAAAAAAGAUCAAUCCAUUCCUUCUGCUGGAUUCAAAUUUGACAUCAAUAAAAAUGAUAUUUCCGGAUUAAAAAAAGAUUCAGCAGUCCAGAACUUGAAAAUUUUAAAUAACAACUUAAAAAACGAAACUUUUAAUGGAAAUAAUUUAGCAAUUGAACAACAAAAGAGCAAUGACAUUUUGAAAUCUGAUUCUACUAAAAUUGAUCCUACAAAAAGUGUUGAUAAUAAUGAUUUCAAAAAAAAGAGGGAUGACACUUAUAACUUUCCGGUAAUUGAGUCAAAGAUUGAAACAAGUGAAACGUUUCCUUCAAUUCAAAAUAAAGUGAAUUCUUCAGUUUUUGGAGCUUCUACAAAGGAUAAGGUUGAUUCAAACACAUUAUCAAAUGUUCAAAUCAUAACCGAUAAUGACGAUUCUUCUUUACUGAACAAUAUUAAAGAAUCUCAAGUUAGUUCUGAAGGAGGCGAAGGAAAAGAGAAUAAAAAAUGCAAGAACCAAUCUUCAGAUUCAUCAUCUACAUUUGAUACCUCAAAGAACAAUCAAAAAAUAACAUCUAUUCAAUCUAAACCUGCAUUUUCAUUCAAUCUUCCAAAGACUAUUGAUUCAAAAGAAGAGAUAAAGGAAGCGAAGCUCGACUUAUUAGAUAACAAUGAUAAAAAAUCCUCAUCGUCUACUGAUAAAAGGUCUUUUGAAUUUGCAGCUGGAAUAACACCUCCUUCCACAACUAAAACCACUCCAUUGUUUAAUUUUGGAAAAAACACAAACCCAUCAUCUUCAACUAUGUUUGGUCAAAAUUCUAGUGCUAUGUUUGGUGCAAAGGGAAAUAUAUCUAAUAAUUCAAGUCCAAACUCAAACGUAUUUAGUGGAUCAACGACGAACAUUCAAAAUGAUCAAAAAAUUGGUAUAAAUAGUAGUCCAAAUACUUCUACCACUUUCAAUUUUGGUAAUGCUGGUAAUCAAAGAAAUAACAUUAGUUUUGAAAUUCCGAAACCUACAAUUCCACAGCUGUUUAAUUUUUCUGGUAGUAAAGAACCCACACCAGAUCCUGCAACCAUCUUUGGUCAAAAUAAAGCACCUAAUGGUAUUAAUAGUCGAUCAACAUCUCCUUUUUUUAAUAAUACGAUAGGAUUUGGACAAGCUUCACAACCACAACCACAACCACAACCACAACCACAACCACAACCACAACCACAACCACAACUACCUCCACAAAAUCAAUCAUCAAUAUUUGGUCAAGGAUUUUCAGGAAAUAGUAACGCUAUGGGGGGAAAUACGUUCUCAUUUGGUAGUAAUACUAUCACUCCUUCAGCUCCAAUGCCAAAUCCAAGAAGAAUAAUUCAACCAAGAUCAAGAAGACGCUGA